Messenger RNA from Eimeria necatrix, 753 nucleotides. RefSeq lists its product as hypothetical. The coding region runs from base 1 to 753 and encodes 250 amino acids. NCBI's taxonomy places the organism in Eukaryota, Apicomplexa, Conoidasida, Eucoccidiorida, Eimeriidae. The record is from RefSeq and is a predicted model, not a curated record. The transcript has a single exon.
AUGUACACCUCCGACAUCGACCAAGACAGAGCACUUCUCCAAGUCUUCGCUGCUGCGGCUGCGGCAGAUUUUUGCUGCUGCGAAUUGCUGCAGCGACAGCAGCAGCGCGCAGGCCAGCGCCUCGUCCAGGUGGAACCUGCAGCAGCAGCAGCAGCAGCAGCAGCAGCAGCAGCAGCAGCAGCGGGCAGUGCCAGCAAGCGGCGCAGCGAGAGGAGGCGCAGCAGCGCAGCAAACAGCAGCAACAGUAGCAGCAUUAGCAGCAGCAGCAGCACUGCUAGCAGCAUUGGCAGCAGCGUAGCAGCAGUAUUGGCAGCAGUUGCAGCAGCAGCAGCAGCAGCACAAGAAGUAGGAGCAGCAGUACAAGCAGCAGUAGCAGCAGCAGCACAAGCAGCACCAGUACUAGGAGCAGCAGUGCUAGCAGCAGUUGUAGGAGCAGCAGCAGCAGCAGUUGUAGCAGCAGCAGCAGCAGCACGAAGGCAACAGAUCAGAAGUAGCAGCAGGAACAUAAGUGAGGAGACGAGCAGCAGCAGCCGCAACAGCAGCCACAAGCACCCACAGCAGCAGCAGCAGCAGCAGCUGCAGCAGCUGCAGCAGCAGAAGCAGCAGCUGCAGCAGCAGAAGCAUCAGCGGCGACACCCUAAAAGCAGCACCAUUUGCGGCAGUGGUGUCAAGAGCAUCUGCAGCAGCAGCAGCAGCAGCAGCAGCAGCAGCAGCAGCAGGACACACUCACCGUGGAUGUUCGGGACUUGUUGA